Molecule: messenger RNA, 1461 nt
Organism: Zalophus californianus (California sea lion)
Lineage: Eukaryota; Metazoa; Chordata; Mammalia; Carnivora; Otariidae
Gene: NT5DC4
Product: 5'-nucleotidase domain containing 4
Molecular function (GO): 5'-nucleotidase activity
Source: RefSeq, a predicted model, not a curated record
AUGCAAGGAUUCUUCUACUGUUACUGUGACAAAUCUCUUCCUGAAGGGACUCUGAAAUGCAGCAAGCUUCACAAGUGUGACAGUGGCACCAGGGUCGGGGUCAAGAGGGUCCUGGGACAGCCCGAGGUCCCUCCCCGUCUGGACCUGCCGAGUUUUGUCAACCGCAGCUUGGUGCUGGGGAAAGUUCGCUGCUUUGGCUUUGACAUGGACUACACCCUGGCUGCCUACAAGUCCCCAGUGUAUGAGGCACUGGCCUUUGAGUUACUGCUGGAGCGCCUGGUGUGCACUGGGUACCCACACGAGAUGCCGCGUUACACCUACGACCCUUCCUUCCCCACCAGGGGGCUGGUGUUUGACGUGCUCUAUGGGAAACUGCUGAAGGUGGACACCCAGGGGAACAUGCUGCUGGGCACCCAUGGCUUCGCUUUCCUCUCGGAGGCAGAGAUCUGGAGCUUCUACCCCAGCAAGUUCAUUCAGAGGGACGACCUGCAGAGGUUCCACAUCCUCAACACACUCUUCAACCUGCCUGAAACCUACCUGUAUGCUUGCCUGGUGGACUCCUUCUCAGGCUGCUCCCGUGACACCAACUGUGACAUUGGCUAUCAGCAUGGGAACGUCUUCAUGUCCUUCUGAAGCCUCUUCCCAGACGUGAAUGAUGCCAUGGAUAAUGUCCACCAGUCGGGCUAUCUGAAGGAGAAGACCCUGGAGGACUUGUACAAAUACGUGGAGAAGGAUGUGCGCAUCCCCAUCCUGCUGGGCAAGACGAAGGAGGUUGGGAAAGUGUUUCUGGCCGCCAACAGCAGCUACAACUACACGGAUGCCAUCAUGACCUACCUAUUUGGAAUUGGUGAGACUGAGGCCUCCGACAGGCCCUGGAGGUCCUACUUAGACCUGAUUGUGGUAGACACACAGAAGCCCCGCUUCUUUGUUGAGGGAAUGGUGCUGAGACAGGUCAACACAGACUCGGGCAAGCUCCCCGUGGGCACCUACACUGUGUGUAGAAACUGUGUGGUUUACUCUGGAGGCUCUUCAGAUGUGGUGUGCGAGCUGCUCAGGGUGCAGGGGAAGGAUGUCCUGUACAUCGAGGACCACAUCUUUGGGGACAUCCUCAAGUCUAAGAAGCGGCAGUGCUGGCGGACUUGCCUGGUGGUUCCUGAGCUGUCCCGGGAGCCGGGCAUCUGGGCCCAAGAGAAGGAGUGGAUGGAGGAGCUGAAGAGACUGGAUGUGCGCCUGGCAGAACUGUACCAGCACAUGGAUGGGAGCAGUUAUGGGCUGCAAGUCAUCAACUCCACCAAGAGGGAGAUUCAGAUGCCCCAUGAGUCAGUUGUGGAGCAAGAAUGAGCCAAACUCGAUCCCUUCUCCUGCCCCCGCUUCUACAGCCAGAGGACUCUUGGCUUCAUAGGGCCAGGUCACACAGCUCAUCGCUGCAUCUCUGGCAUCUACGGUGUCCUGUUUUACUGA